AUGCGUGCCUUCACGGCCACCGUAGUUACAGAUGUUACAACCGGUUAGCGUUUGAUCAGAACUGUCUUCAUUCAUUAAAUACCGUACAAACAACAAAAGCGGUGAAAUAUCUCAGACACACGUCACGCAGACUAAUGGCCGGAGUUAACCAGGUUUAUCUGUUCAUUAGCGGCGGCCGAAACCGACUAGAGGCUGAUUAUUGACAAAGCGAUCAUUUAUUAGCUCGCCGGUGAACUCUUUGUUAUAGUCAGCUGCUUUUAUGGUCCCCAAAUCAGCUGAAAGCGGGUUGUAGAUGGUGGAUUCGGGCAGCGACGCGUCAGAUGUGGCUCAGUGUAUCGAUUGAGAUGCGUGACAUUAUGCGCGAAAGUGGAUUGAGCUGUUUUUCUAACGCGUCGAGUGAACAAUGAGGAGAAAGAAAGGACCAGCAUCAUCCUCAGAUCAUGAGGAGCCCCCGGGUAGGAUGUGAUGAGUUUGACAGUUUCAACUGCUCUUUCGAGUCAGACAGUGUCAUUCCAGAGACGCCGGAAACCAAACGUCCAUCGGGAUCAUCUCUGUCCACCGCCAUUUCUGACUCGGACUCGGACUCUGAUAGUGAGAUUUCAGGCAGCUCCAUGAUGCCUGUCAGGAAACUUAGGCCUAGGAAGAGAAAAGCAGCAUCAUCUGCGGAUGAGUACUCAGUGUCUGACGAAGAGGAAGAGAUUGUGGUGAAGACUAAACGAAGGCCGACGCACAGCAGAACGACAAGAUCUACCUCACAGCAAGCUCAACCAGCACACCAGAAGGCCUCAGAGACGGUGACCGACAUCGCACACCCCUCGCCCCUGAAGACAUCCGGGAUGGCAGCUGCUGAUUCGGUCCAGCAAAGGAGGCGACAGCAGAUGUGCGGCUCUUCCCAGGAGAGCGACAGCAGAAAGGGUGGACGGGUUUCUGCGGCUGAUGAUUCAGAGGAGGAGGGACAGAGAUCUAAAGAUCAGGAACGUAUGCUGAGAAAACUCCAAAGGAAGUUCCCACAUCUCAACAAGAAUGAACUCAGGGAUGUGCUUCAGGAGCACGACUGGCUUAUUGACGAUGCCUUGGAAACACUACGAAUGUUCUCUGACCUCGUGGUUGAGUCUGAAGAUGACAGCUCUCAAACUUCCACUCCUGCCAAACACACCAGACGGGUUGCAGAGACCCGCCCACAAGCUCAGGUUACCAAACUUUCCAGCCCACCCAAACCAAAACCCAGCAGACCUCUGGACGGGACCAGAACAUCGCAGAGGAUCGCAAAGCAGCCCAUAUUGGCCAAAUACACAUAUGUGAGCUCAGAAGAGGAGUGCAGUGACUCUGAGGCCUCUGUAGUCAACGGUUUACUGGACUCUGACUCUGACCAAUCAGAGGAGACCCUAUCCAAGCUCAAAACUGAGAUUCUCUGCUUCUUUCAGUCCGCGUCUGUGGAUGAGCUCACACUCAUUGCAGGAUGCUCUUUGAAGAAGGCGCAGAAAAUCACUGAGCUGAGACCCUUUAAAACGUGGAAAGACCUGGAUGAUGCCAUGCGCAGAAGAAACGGUCUGUCCGCUGAGCUCCUGGCAGGAUGUCGAGAGGUUCUGAAGGAGAGGGAAGUUGUUAAAGGUCUCAUGAGCAAGUGUGAGGAGAUUUCAGUCAAACUGAUCCAAGACGUGACGCAAGUAAUGGACAAGGGCCCGGGCUCCAUGACCCAGCCCGAGAUCCUCUCUAGCACAUUCCAGUUGAAACCGUACCAGCUGAUUGGCCUGAAUUGGCUGGUUUUGCUUCAUCAGAACAAACUCAGUGGAAUCCUGGCAGAUGAGAUGGGUUUGGGAAAGACCAUCCAGGCCAUUUCGUUCCUGGCUCACCUCUAUCAGGAAGGGAACCAUGGGCCUCAUCUGAUCACUGUACCUGCUUCUACACUUGAUAAUUGGGUGCGGGAACUGAAUCUAUGGUGCCCCAGCUUUAAAGUGCUGGUAUAUUAUGGCUCUGCUGAUGAUCGCAAGUACAUGCGCUAUGAAAUCCUCAAUCAAAUAGUGGAGUACAACAUCAUCGUGUCCACUUACAACCUGGCCAUUGGAAACAGCAGUGACCGCAGCCUGUUCUGCAAGCUCAAGCUGGAGUAUGCAGUGUUUGACGAAGGCCACUUGCUGAAGAACAUGAACUCGCUGCGCUACCGACACCUCAUGGCCAUCAAUGCUAAAUAUCGUCUGCUGCUCACUGGAACCCCACUGCAGAACAACCUGCUGGAGCUCAUGUCCCUGCUGAACUUCAUCAUGCCCAACAUGUUCUCCAGCAGCACUUCACAGAUCGCCAAGAUGUUCUCCAUGAAAUCGUCAGAGGAGCAGAGCAGCUUUGAGCGGGACAGGAUCACCCAUGCCAAGCUCAUCAUGAAACCCUUCAUCCUCAGACGUGUGAAGAGCGAGGUCCUGAAGCAGCUGCCUGCCAAAGAGGAGCAGGUUGAAUUUUGUGCCAUGUCCGAGAGGCAGCAAGAACUCUACAGCGCCCUUCUCCACAAGCUGAAGCAUUCUAGUAAUGGGGAAAAACGCGAGCUGACCAAUGUGAUGAUGCAGCUGAGGAAGAUGUCCAACCAUCCGCUUCUUCACCGGCAGUUUUACACCACAGAAAAACUCAAAGCCAUGAGCAAACUCAUGCUCAAGGAGCCGAGUCACCGUGAUGCAGAUCCCGCUCUCAUCAAAGAGGAUAUGGAAGUGCUCUCAGACUUUGAGUUACACCGCCUCUGUCAGCAGUAUUCAGCACUGCACGAAUACCAGCUCAACACAGACGUACUGCUGGACUCGGGCAAGCUCAGCCUCCUCACACAGCUGCUGAACUCCCUGAAGGAAAAGGGUGACCGAGUGGUGCUGUUUAGCCAGUUCACAAUGAUGCUUGACAUUCUGGAAGUGUUUCUUAGACACCAUAAGCACAGAUACAACCGACUGGAUGGUUCAACCCCCAUGAGUGACAGAAUUGGGCUGAUUGACCAGUUCAACACAGACCAGGAUAUAUUUGUGUUCCUGCUGUCCACCAGAGCCGGAGGGCUGGGCAUUAACUUGACUUCAGCCAAUGUGGUCAUCCUUCACGAUAUCGACUGCAACCCUUACAAUGACAAACAGGCAGAGGGCCGCUGUCACCGGGUCGGACAAACCAAGACCGUGAAGGUGAUCAAGCUGAUAAGUAAGGACUCCAUAGAGGACACCAUGCUUCGAAUUGGAGAAAGAAAACUCAAACUAGAGCAGGAAAUGACCGCAACUCAGGACGGCGAAGAAGACACAUUACCUGAUGAUAUGACCACGCUGCUCAAAGCUUCUCUCGGGCUCUGAAAGUUGGUCCAGGAGUAAAGCUUGUUGUGAUACUAUGACUGAAUCUGAAAGAAAAAGUACUGUAGCACAAUAAAAUCUGGUUUUCCUACACCACCUGCAGAAAUAUGCGAUUCAAAUGAGCUGAUUUGUUUACAUUUCUACUGUUCAUUGCAAAAGAUGAUGUAAUAUUGUAUGUGUGUUGAUGGUGCUUGUAUUUGUGAAGGUUUAAAUCUGCAGUUGUUUGGUUAAAAAAGUCUGUUUUUCAAAGAUAUUUGGGGGGGGGAUUAAAAUAUUUGUUUAUUUGC
Danio rerio (zebrafish) is the source of this 3592-nucleotide messenger RNA. NCBI's taxonomy places the organism in Eukaryota, Metazoa, Chordata, Actinopteri, Cypriniformes, Danionidae. The record is from RefSeq and is a predicted model, not a curated record.